Molecule: messenger RNA, 1588 nt
Organism: Chelonus insularis
Lineage: Eukaryota; Metazoa; Arthropoda; Insecta; Hymenoptera; Braconidae
Product: trafficking protein particle complex subunit 13
Exons: 9
Coding region: 310-1521 (403 amino acids)
Cellular component (GO): TRAPPIII protein complex
Source: RefSeq, a predicted model, not a curated record
GUGUGUAUGAUAUUGUAUCGUUAACAUGAACAGAAAUUAUUUAUUGUUAAAAUAGGAUUAAAUAAAUGUAAUAAUCUUUAUCAAUGUUAAAAUUAUUUAUUACCGUAUUAUGUCUAUUAAUUAAUUAAAAAAAAUGAAGUGAAGCUUCAUUUAAUAGAAUGAAAAAUUCCGGAGUUAGAUUAUGAGGUUAAAUUGAAUAACAAUAAUGACAGAUGAAAGUUAAAAAAAUUAAAGAUUAAUAUAAAUAUUCUUUAAUAAAUACAUUAUUAAUAAAUAUUAUUAACUACUGGUAUUAAACAAAUAAUAAAAAUGGACGUAAAACCGAAGAGUGAACAGCUUUUAGCGUUGAAAGUGAUGCGCUUAACGAGGCCAACAAUUGGAAUGCCGAUUGUAGUAACAUGUGAUUCAACUGAUCUUCCAGGGAAUACUUUAAAUAAUGAAUUAAAAAAUGAUUGUACUGCCUUGCAAGGAAUGGAAUGUUUGGCAGUGGGUCAAUUUAUGGUUUUACCUCAAAGUUUUGGAAAUAUUUAUUUAGGUGAAAUUUUUUCAAGUUAUUUAUGUGUUCAUAAUGGCAGUAAUCAAUUAGUAACAAAUAUUCAUGUAAAAGCAGAUUUACAAACAAGUACACAAACUAUUCAAUUAUCGAAUAAAAAUACUGAUGAACUGGCUCCUGAUAACACAAUGGAUGAAGUGAUUCAUCAUGAAGUUAAAGAAAUCGGAACUCACAUAUUAGUAUGUGAAGUAAGUUAUGUGCCUACGACAAUUGGUAGUACACCUCAGUCAUUUAGAAAAUUUUUUAAAUUUCAAGUCGUUAAACCAUUGGACGUAAAAACAAAGUUUUAUAAUGCAGAGUCAGAUGAAAUUUACGUAGAAGCACAGAUUCAAAAUUUAACGGCUGGACCGAUAUGUUUAGAAAAAGUUGAUUUAGAAUCAUUAAAUUUAUUUGUGGUAUCAACCUUAAACGUAAAUGACAAACAAGAAUCAAUUUUCGGUAAAGUAAAUGUCUUAGAUCCCACAUGCAGCAGACAAUAUCUUUACUGCUUAAAACCACAAUCCAAUCUUGUACAACAUUUAAAACUAUUACAUGGUGAAACUAGUAUUGGUAAAUUAGAUAUUGUAUGGCGAAGUAAUAUGGGUGAAAGAGGACGAUUACAAACUAGUCAACUUCAAAGAAUGGUAUCUGAUUAUGGAGAUUUGAGAGUCACUGCUAAAGAUGUACCAUCUGAAGUAUUUCUUGAAGAAAUACUAGAAUUUAAAUGCCGUAUCAUAAAUACUUCAGAAAGAAACAUGGAUUUAUUGAUGAGUCUAGAAUCAAACAGUUCAAUAGCUUACUGUGGAAUUUCAGACAUUACUUUAGGAACUCUGAAGCCUGGAACUUUUUUGGAUGUUCCUUUACGAUUGAUUCCUUUGGAAUGCGGAUUAAUCAUGAUUUCCGGAUUAAAACUAACGGAUACAUUCCUUAAAAGAGUGUACGAUUAUGAAGAUCUCGUACAAAUUUUUGUGGUGCAAAAAGAUGAAUAACUAAUUUAAAAAGAAAUGUAAAUAAAAAGCUAUUAUUUAUAUAAAAGAAAUAAAAUAUUAAGGUAAA